CUUUAUUUUUUAUCGCUUUAUUUUUUUUCUGGGAUUUUGGGUUUCAUUCUUUCUAUACUCGUCCAUCUUCUCUGCUUGUGUCUGUAGGAUUCUCAUUUCUCAGCAGUUGUUCGAGCAAAAGACUGACGAGAGAGAGAGAGAGAGAGAGAGAGAGAGAGAGAGAGUGAGAGGGGGGGAGAGAGAGAGAGCAAGAAAAGAAAGAGUGAACGAGUGAAAAAAUAGAUAGAGUCUAGCGAGAGAGGAAGUCGCCGGGAAAAUGCUGCUGAAGCUGCAUGUUCCGGCGGGAUUCCGGCGAGUUUGAGUGGUGAAAAUCGAAAAUGCGAGAAACUUCGUUGGUUGACGAAGAACUAAACAACAGUAGCGCCAACGGUAACAAGAAGAAGAAAUCUGAAGGAGAUAACAAAGAAGUGAUCGAGGUAGCAGCAGCGACUACAGCCGUGGUGGUUCCGCCACCGUUCGUCGUCGGUCGGAGCCGAUCUCAGGCUAGUACUAGAAGGGUAGCACCGACAACCACCAUUACCAGUACCGCGUUCGGAGUUCCAACAACCGGCGUCGACGCCACUGCGAGCGCCUUCGUAGAGAAGGCUCUCCCAAACGGAGAUCUCUACACGGGAAGCUUUGUCGGGAACGUGCCGCAGGGGACGGGAAAGUAUCUCUGGACGGACGGGUGCAUGUACGAAGGGGAGUGGCGGAGGGGGAAGGCCUGUGGGAAGGGUAAGUUCUCGUGGCCGUCGGGGGCUACCUACGAAGGCGAAUUUAAGGGUGGGAGAAUGGAUGGGUUUGGUACCUUUAUCGGCUCCGACGGAGAUAUGUAUCGUGGUUCUUGGAGCGCRGAUCGGAAGCAUGGGUUUGGUGAGAAACGGUACGCGAAUGGUGAUGUGUACGAGGGUUCGUGGAGGCGUAAUUUGCAGGAAGGGCAAGGGAGGUAUGUGUGGAAGAACGGGAAUGAGUACGUAGGAGAGUGGAAGAGCGGCGUGAUUUCCGGCAAGGGGGUUUUGAUUUGGGCAAAUGGGAAUAGAUAUGAUGGCCAGUGGGAGAACGGCGUUCCGAAGGGAAAUGGGGUUUUCACGUGGCCGGACGGGAGCCGCUACGUGGGUAGUUGGGGUAAAGAUCUCAAACACCAGCAGCUCAAUGGCACUUACUACCCUGGCACUGUUAAGGAUUGGAGCUGUAACCCGAGAAGUCCAUUGGCCGAAGAUAAUUUUCUGCUGUCUACCAGGAAGAGGUCUUCGGUUGAUGGAGCGAGGGGGAGCUUGGCUGAGAGGAAUUUCCCUCGGAUUUGCAUUUGGGAAUCGGAUGGGGAAGCUGGUGAUAUUACUUGUGAUAUCGUAGAUAAUGUAGAGGCGUCGAUGUUUUAUCGAGACGGAACGAAUUUGGAUCAGGGACUGGAUGCUCUACGACGGAGAAGUCCAUGUUGUUUCACCGGCGAGGUUAAGAAACCCGGUCAGACGAUAUCCAAAGGGCACAAGAACUAUGAUUUGAUGCUUAAUCUACAACUGGGUAUCAGGUAUUCGGUUGGAAAGCCUGCUUCAAGACCCCGGGACCUUCGGCCGGCUGAUUUCGAUCCCAGGGAGAAGUACUGGACGAGGUUUCCACCGGAGGGAUCAAAGGUUACUCCACCUCAUCAGUCUGUGGAGUUCAGAUGGAAGGACUACUGCCCGAUGGUAUUCAGGCAUCUGAGGGAGUUGUUCCAGAUAGAUCCCGCGGAUUACAUGCUAGCCAUUUGCGGAAACGAUGCGCUGAGAGAGCUUUCUUCGCCAGGGAAGAGUGGAAGCUUCUUUUAUCUUACUCAGGAUGAUCGGUUCAUGAUCAAGACCGUGAAAAAAUCUGAAGUAAAGGUGCUUCUUAGAAUGCUUCCAAGUUACUACCAACACGUUUGUCGCUAUGAGAACUCCCUGGUCACCAAGUUCUUUGGCGUGCAUUGUGUCAAGCCCGUGGGCGGUCAGAAGACUCGAUUCAUUGUGAUGGGAAAUUUAUUUUGCUCGGAGUAUCGCAUUCAUAGGCGGUUUGACUUGAAGGGAUCUUCCCAUGGCCGAACAACUGACAAACCGGAGGGGGAAAUCGAUGAAACUACCACCCUCAAGGAUCUUGAUCUCAAUUUUGUUUUUCGCCUGCAAAGGUCUUGGUUCCAAGAGCUCAUCAGACAAAUUGAUAGAGACUGUGAGUUCUUGGAAGCGGAAAGGAUAAUGGAUUACAGUCUUCUUGUUGGUCUUCACUUCUGUGAUGAAUACUCAGGCGAUAAGAUGCUGCUCUCUCCAUUAGUUGUACCUUCUGGCAAGAGGGAUUCGUCUCAAGAUCAGAAGGGUUUCUAUGGGUGUAACUUCUUUGAAGCAACCCCAAAGGAAAUGGACCAGAUUCUGAAUAACCGGAAACCGUUUGUUCGCUUGGGCGCAAAUAUGCCUGCAAGAGCAGAGCAGGUGGUCAGAAGGAGUGAUUUUGAGCAAUUCAAUCCAGGAGGGGGCGGUAAUACAACCCCACUGCGUGGUACUGGUGAGAUCUAUGAAGUGAUCCUCUACUUUGGGAUCAUUGACAUACUCCAAGACUACGACAUCAGCAAGAAGCUAGAGCAUGCCUAUAAGUCCCUACAGGCCGACCCAACCUCCAUAUCUGCAGUUGAUCCAAAGCUCUACUCAAAGAGGUUCAGAGAUUUCAUCCGCAGAAUAUUUAUAGAGGACAGGUGAUCAAGUGGGUAAAAUUCCCAGACAGGAACACCAUGAUCAAUCGAUCAGCUGAUCGAGUUGCAGGCCAUAUCCCUCGGAGCUUGAACCAGGGGAUAUAGUAUGGUCCCCAGCGGUGGCCGGUUAGCAGCCCCUGAGCCUCGGUGGGACCAACUGGCAGUUUGCAGAUAAUUUGUCUGUCUUUCAUGGCUGAAAUUUAGAGGUCAGCCAUUAACACUGGGUGGGGUGGUGGGUCUUUGAUGGAUGGAUUUGUAAAUGUCUUAAACGGGCGGGGGAGAAUUUGAUUCUGAUUUUUUUCUUUAUUUCUUUUUUUUUGGGUAAUCAAGAAAUGUGAGGAUUUCGGAAGAUAGAUACAGGAAAACAGUGAGGAUGCUUCCGAGAGGAUUUUAAAUGGGGAUUGGAAAAUAAGAAGUGUACAGCUAAAGGAUAGAUUUUGCAAUUCUAAGAUAUUUUUUUUGUUCUCUUCUUG
Nelumbo nucifera (sacred lotus) is the source of this 3147-nucleotide messenger RNA. RefSeq names its product phosphatidylinositol 4-phosphate 5-kinase 2-like. NCBI's taxonomy places the organism in Eukaryota, Viridiplantae, Streptophyta, Magnoliopsida, Proteales, Nelumbonaceae. Gene Ontology annotation, cellular component: plasma membrane. The record is from RefSeq and is a predicted model, not a curated record. Gene Ontology annotation, biological process: phosphatidylinositol phosphate biosynthetic process. Gene Ontology annotation, molecular function: ATP binding; 1-phosphatidylinositol-4-phosphate 5-kinase activity.